UAGCCACUGUACUGUCUUGGUUUGUUUUGGUUGCAGUACGACUGUUUUUAUUGUGGAACCUUUACACACCGUUGGUGUAGGAGUGUUGGAACUCAGUAGUCUGAUAACAGUUUACUGGAAGUUAGUGACAUGGCUUUCCCAGGAAUAAACAAGGACAACAUUAGGGCAGGAUGCAAGAAAUGUGGCUACCCUGGCCAUUUGACAUUUGAAUGUCGAAAUUUUCUUCGCGUUGAUCCUAUGAGAGACAUUGUUUUGGAUGUAAGCAGCACAAGUAGCGGAGACAGUGAGGAGGAGGAUGAACUUGGAAAGCUGAAUCCUGUAGUGCAAAAUACAAAUGAAGAAAGUGAAAAGAAAAAACACAAAAAGAAAAGCAAAGAAAAGAUAAAAAAGAUGGAAAGAAAAAGGUAUGCAUUUAUUGUAAACUUGAAUAACAUACAGAAUAAAACGCAAUACGUUACAGGCAGUUUUGGGCAAAGCUUACUUCUAAUGAUAAUCCAUUAA
Protopterus annectens (West African lungfish) is the source of this 501-nucleotide messenger RNA. It is a transcript of the gene SREK1IP1, whose product is annotated as SREK1 interacting protein 1. Gene Ontology annotation, molecular function: zinc ion binding; nucleic acid binding. The record is from RefSeq and is a predicted model, not a curated record. Bases 130 to 501 code for a protein of 123 amino acids. The transcript is spliced from 4 exons. Lineage: Eukaryota; Metazoa; Chordata; Ceratodontiformes; Protopteridae.